UCUGAAACUGCCAGACUGACUGACAUUUUACAGUACACUCAUUUUAAAAAAUCUAGAUCGAGCACAGUGGCGAAAAAUUCAAAUUUAUUAUCAAAUAAUCGUGCAUAAAAAUGAGUUCGCAGACAAUAAUUCUAAUUUUGUUAAGCAUUUGCAGCAUCUGUAACUGUGAUGUACAAGUAGGACCAGACCCUUGGAACUACGAAUUUGUGCAAAGACCAGAAGAAACUAAUAUACCACCAGAUCUUAGAACACCCUUGAAGAAAGAAAGGCCUGCUGAAUCUAAAUUUGGCUUUGGAGAAUGGUGGUUUAAGAGAUUGCUCGCCAUUAUGCUGAAAAAUGGACAAUUCAAGAAAAACGAAGAGGGCAGUGUCGAUAUCUCUCUACAAAUGAAGUUUGAGCUUGAUAGAUGGGAAGUAUUAGAAGAGUAUUUACAAUCAGAAUCUCCAUUAACUGAUGAUAAGUUCAGGCGCACUGUAGGAUUCAUUGAAGAAGCUAUUUAUAAACCAACUAUUACUGAUAAAAUUGUUAUGGCAUGGAGCGAUUACAUUCAAGUCUAUCUAAUGGAAUAUAAGACAUAUAUUACUCUGAUGCUGGGUCUACUUGCUGCAGUUGGAGUAGUGAUGUGGCUCUGGAAACACAUGUCUCACAAACAUGUUGUCAUCAUUGUAUUAGUCUUCUUAUAUGUCUAUGAAGUUUUUAUAUCUUAUAAAGAAGCCGAACAACAGGAAUAUGAGAAAUUUGUGUCUGCCGUCAAUACUUGCAAAUGGUACUUUUGGACCUCAGAGUGCACAGUACCGCCACCAGAUCCACUAUUGUUCAUGAAACACAUGAAUCCACUAAAAAUAGCAAUCAGAAUGUUCACAUCCUUUAUAUCUGAACCUAUCAUUGCUAUUGAUGCUACCAUAAAGAUCAUGCUCCAUAGUGUUACAAGUGGUCUAAUGUUCCCGUUUGAUAAAAUAGUAUAUGGAUUUUUCAACUUAGUCGUACACAUAUCAUUGAUAUACCUUCUUGUGAUGAUUGUGUUCAAUUUCAUAUUCAAUAUUCCAUUCACCUUGAACUUCCUUGGAGUUGUUAGUGUUGGUGUUAGACAAAAUAGGCCAUCAUUAUUUACUACAAACAGAAGAGAUGAACAGAGAGAAAUACAAAAUAAUAACGCUAAUAGAAUAACUAGUGAAACAUUAGACACAAUUUUAAAUGCUUUCUCCCGUGCUUUGACGAACAGUAACAAUGUUCCAAAUAGAGCCAAUUUGAAUUCAACGAACAGUGUUCCGAUGUUACGAAGGUCGGCAAGCACUGGGCGUCUACCUAACACUUCAUCAGGCACUAAUGAUCAACUGGCAAUUAACAGCAACUUUAGGAGAAGAAUAAAUAUUGGCAGGGGUGAUGGGGAUCAUUAAGGAUGUUUAAUUUUUAUGCACUGUUUUUUAUAUAUAAUAGUUUAAUGUGCUUUUUUCUGUAUAUAUUUUACGCUUGUAAAUACAAAUAAUUGAUAUCAUUUAAUAAUAAAUGUAAUUUUUGUAGUAAAAAAAAAAUAGCAAUUAUUUGUAUUGAUUCAUAUUCUGUGAUAAUAAAAUUUAACAUAAGUUUUAGGGCAUCAAUUAAUUCUUCUUAGGCUCGAAACUGCGUUAAGCAGACACUCACGUGGUCCUUUACAAAAGCGCUCCGGCCGCUUAACGCAGUUUCGGGCCUUAAGCCAAGCAUCAAUUUUAUCAUGUAUUGUAUGUUAAUAAGGUAUUAUUUUCCAUGAUAUUGGUCUAGUCUAAACUAGAAUUUAAUCUAUAUCCUUGCUCUUUCAUGUUGAAGAUGUAAUGAAUGGUUAACUAUACAAACUGAUUGAGGAUUAUAUUCACAAAUUCCACACUAUAGAAAGAUAUAGAAUUUCUAUUCAUUUCCAUGCAUGCCUGUUAUGUGAUACUCAAUAGAAAUUUAUGCUCAGUCCAUUCUUUACAUGUGUAUAAUGUAUAUGAAUGAAUCAUUUGCGCUGGCCUUGGAUAUUUUAGAUUUUUCCGUAACGAAUUUAUAUUUAUAAAACGCUGAUAUUAAUUCCAAUGUAAUCUAACGCUUAAUGUAAUAUUGUUAUCUAAACCCUAGGUUGUACUUGUAAAGAUAUGUAUAUUGCGUUGUGAUGUAUUUUCUUACAUUUUUAUACUUUUAUGUGUCUAAAGAAAUAAAACUAAAACAUA
Molecule: messenger RNA, 2183 nt
Organism: Spodoptera frugiperda (fall armyworm)
Lineage: Eukaryota; Metazoa; Arthropoda; Insecta; Lepidoptera; Noctuidae
Exons: 5
Coding region: 111-1397 (428 amino acids)
Source: RefSeq, a predicted model, not a curated record